Chlorella variabilis is the source of this 1794-nucleotide messenger RNA. RefSeq lists its product as hypothetical. Lineage: Eukaryota; Viridiplantae; Chlorophyta; Trebouxiophyceae; Chlorellales; Chlorellaceae. The transcript is spliced from 16 exons. The record is from RefSeq and is a predicted model, not a curated record. The coding region runs from base 1 to 1794 and encodes 597 amino acids. Gene Ontology annotation, molecular function: aldehyde dehydrogenase (NAD+) activity.
AUGGGGCAGCACGGAGGCAAGGCCCAAGACGGCCAAUCUAGCAGCAACGUCAAUCGUGCAUACGAUGUGCUCAAGAAGCUCACUCCCAAGGCAUGCGGCGGGCCCCGUCUGGAGGAGCAGGCCUGCAGGCGGCGCUCCGCCAGCGCCUGCCCAGAUUCCCAGCUUCCUGCCACGCUGACUGCUUUGAAUCUGGCCCUUGCUUUCGUGCAGCUGCUCAUCGACGGCAAGUGGGAGGAUGCGGCGGGCAGCAAGACCUUUGAGGACCUCGACCCGCGCACGGGAGAGAAGCUUGUGGAUGUGGCGGAGGCGCAGGCUGAGGAUGUGGACCGCGCAGUGCGGGCCGCCAAGAAGUGUCUGCCCUACUUUCCUUUCAACCUCGGGUACCCGCCGCAGGCCUACGACGACGGCCCCUGGCCGCGCAUGACUGCUGAGAAGCGCAGCCGCGUGAUGUUCCGCCUGACGGACCUGGUGGAGAGCAAGACGAUCGAUGUCCCCGGCACCGCGCAGCACUUCCGCUACUUUGGCGGGUUCUGCGACAAGAUUGAGGGCUCCACUAUCCCCGUCGCCCAAGAGGGCUUCACUGCCUACACGCUGCGUGAGCCCAUUGGCGUGGUCGGCCAGAUCAUCCCUUGGAACUUCCCCAUCCUCAUGGCCGGCUGGAAGCUGGCCCCCGCGCUGGCCGCCGGAUGCACCAUCGUGCUCAAGGUGUCCCAGUACACCCCGCUGAGCGCGCUGCGCCUGGGCGAGCUGGCCCUGGAGGCGGGCGUGCCGCCCGGCGUGCUCAACAUCCUGCCCGGCAAGGGCAGCGUGUGCGGCGACGCCCUUGCCACCCACCCGCUACUGGACAAGGUCGCCUUCACCGGCUCCACAGAUGUGGGCAGGAGGAUCAUGGAGGGCGCCUCCCAGCACAUCAAGCCCGUCACGCUGGAGCUGGGCGGCAACUCGCCGGUGGUGGUGUGCGGCGAUGCCGACCUGGAGGCGGCGGUGCGGGGCGCCCACGAGGCCCUCUUCUUCAACAUGGGGCAGGCGUGCGAGUGCGGCGCGCGCCUGUUUGUGCAGGAGGGCAUUUACGAUGAGUUUGUGCGCCGCUCCAUUGAGCUGGCCAAGAACCGCAAGGUGGGGGAUCCCUUUGACGAGACCAGCACCCAGGGCCCUCUGGUGUCUCAGAAGCAGGUGGACAAGGUGCUCAAGUAUGUGGAGCUGGGCAAGAAGGAGGGUGCCAAGCUGGGGUGCGGCGGCGGGCGCUGGGGUGACCAGGGCUUUUACGUGGAGCCCACACUGUUCUAUGAUGUGGAGGAUGACAUGGCCAUCGCCAGGGACGAGAUCUUUGGUCCGGUGCAGGUCAUCCUCAAGUUCGGCACCAUCGACGAGGUGAUCCGCCGCGCCAACGCCACCGAGUACGGCCUGGCGGGUGCGGUGUGGACCCAGAGCAUCGACACCAUGCAGGCGCUGACGCGCGGCAUCAAGGCCGGCACUGUCUGGGUCAACACGCACCACGUGAUGGAUGCGGCGGUUCCUUUUGGUGGAUACAAGAGCAGCGGCUACGGGAGGGAGCACGGCGGCGCAGUGCUGGAGCACUACACACAGGCAGGCCGCUGUGCUUACCCCGGGAUGCUGCUUGUGUCUAAAGGUCGCUGUCGUCUGGCCACCCAGGACCAGCGCUCAGCCGCUUCUUACAAGCAGCAGGAGCAGUCUCCAAUGCUGCGUCACUCCUGCCCCCUCCCCCUGCAGACCAAGUCUGUGUACGUCCCGCUGCCCAAGAGCAAGGAGCAGCGCAGCUGGGUCAUCAUGUGA